Saccostrea echinata is the source of this 549-nucleotide messenger RNA. RefSeq names its product complement C1q tumor necrosis factor-related protein 3-like. The transcript is spliced from 2 exons. Gene Ontology annotation, molecular function: protein binding. NCBI's taxonomy places the organism in Eukaryota, Metazoa, Mollusca, Bivalvia, Ostreida, Ostreidae. The record is from RefSeq and is a predicted model, not a curated record. Bases 1 to 549 code for a protein of 182 amino acids.
AUGUUUCGUGUGAUUGUUCUUGUUAUCGGCUGUGCUGCUUUCGUGUUUGGAGAUGAUCCCUCGAAAUUACUGACUUUAGAGGAAAGGAUGGACAAACUUGAAAGAGAACUGAAUAUGUGUAAAUCACGGGAACCCGGAAAACGAGCAAGUAAUCCUUCGAGUCCUGUGAUAGCAUUUUCUGCUUAUCUUUCGAGUGAUGUUCAUCCUUUAGCUACCAAUGAAGCUAUAAUCUAUAACAACGUUCAACUAAAUGAAGGAAAUGCUUAUAAUGCUCAUGUCGGGCGAUUCCAGGCCCCGAUCGGUGGUAUAUAUCACUUUGUCGCCAGUGCUCAAUCUUAUUCUAGUGACUACAUAGAAAUUGAAAUUGUGCGUGAUACAGUUACUUUGUGUCGUGGAAGAGGAUCUCAGACUUACCAGUCAACCGGAACCUGUGCUGCCACCAUUCAUCUGUCUGCCGGAAGUGACGUAUGGGUCCGCCGAUAUAGCGGCAAUUAUAUCCGAGGAAAUGCUUAUUCUGCUUUUACUGGACAUUUAGUUAAUGCAGACUAA